AUGGGCAACUCUUGCGCCAAAGGUGCUGGCCGGUCAAACCCAUGUCUGGCCAAUGCCACACCUCCUCCAGGUUCUCCAGGGGAGCAGACAACCUCCAAUGCUAAGACAACGUCCAAUGGCACACCUUCCCCAGGAGAGCAGACAACGUUCAAUGCCAAGACAACGUCCAAUGCCACACCUUCUCCACGGGAGCAGACAUCCUUCAAGUGGGUCAUUGAUGGUUUCUCCUCGCUUCUUGACAAGGAUCAAGGAUGGACACAAUCCACAGUAUUUGAGAUCAUGGGCGUAAAAUGGUAUCUGAAACUGAAUCCAAAGUACAAAAAGAUCAUUGGUAAGGAGGAGUAUGUCUCUCUCAGGCUUGAACUGCCGCAGGGUUCAGUGAUACUUGACACUAUCGUUGAGGCAUCUUUCAAGUUCAUGAUAUAUGAUCAGUCCAAUGGAAAGCACAAGAAGCAGCUAGUUAACCACAGCUUCCAGACUGCAAGUACGAGCUCUGGCAUCUCAUGCAUGUUACCCUUGAAAACACUAAACAAACAGUCCUCUGGAUUUCUUGUCAACAACAGUUGCAUAUUUGGUAUUGAGUUCAUCAAAGUUGCCACUAUCAAAGCCAACACGGCGUUAGAAACACUGUUUGUAAGGAAGAUGAACGUCUUCAACGAGGCCAAAGUUUACACUUGGAAAAUUGAGGAUUUGAAAAUUGAGGAUUUCUUUGCUCCGAAGAACCGAUCCUACUCACCAGAGUUCGAAAUCGGUGGAUACACAUGGUCUAUCACUAUGUAUCCAUCUUGCGAUGGUAACGAUGUGUCCUUAUUUCUGAAAAUGAAGAAGACAAAUGAUGUCCCCAAAGACUCUGGGAACCUGGUCGAAUUUACUUUAUCCAUCAAAGACCAGGAAAACAGCAAGGACAAGAAAUUACCAGGCAGGUGCCAGUUCUCAAACCAGUAUCCUUGCUGGGGAUGGAAUAAGUUCAUCUCGCUGGAGGAUUUCAAGGACACAUCAAAGGGUUAUCUCAUCAAAGGCAAGAGUUGCAUUGAGGCCAAAGUCGCAAUCAAUGGCUCUUCCAAGACAGAGUACUCUCAGUAA
Molecule: messenger RNA, 1083 nt
Organism: Miscanthus lutarioriparius
Lineage: Eukaryota; Viridiplantae; Streptophyta; Magnoliopsida; Poales; Poaceae
Source: the annotation of a GenBank genome assembly